CAGUGUACAGAAAACAGUGAAAGCAGAGUUUCUUAUUUGAUUUAACGAAGAAGAGGGCAUGCCAUCAAGCAUGUUUUCAGGUUCACUGUCAGCUCCAAGUGUUAAUGUUACAAUAGACACGGGAAAUCCUUUUCUCAAUCAAACUGUAGAUGGUUUCUUGAAGAUUGGAACUGUUGCAGCCACGAGGGCGGUUGCAGAGGAUACAUUCACAGCUAUUAAAAGAGGGAAGCUAUCACAAGAAUGUUUGGAGCACGCACUCAAGAGGAUGUGUAAAGAGGGUGCUUAUUGGGGUUCCGUAGCUGGAGUGUAUGUGGGAAUGGAGGAUGGAGUAGGGAGGAUCCGUGGCUCGAGAGACUGGAAGAAUGCCAUGAUUGGAGGUGCCCUCACAGGGGCUCUUGUCUCUGCGGUCGGCAAUAAUAACAAGGACAGGAUCGUGACGGAUGCCCUCACAGGAGGUGCCAUUGCAGCUGCCUCAGUGUUCCUUAAUAACCUUACCUAAACAGAGCAAACUGGAUUUCUCUACCUUGUCUCAUUUCUAGUAUUACCAUGUGGUGUGACCCUUUUUUAUUUUCUUUUUACAUUUCCUUAGUGAAUUUG
Messenger RNA from Theobroma cacao (cacao), 597 nucleotides. It is a transcript of the gene OEP16-1, whose product is annotated as outer plastid envelope protein 16-1. Gene Ontology annotation, biological process: protein import into chloroplast stroma. The record is from RefSeq and is a predicted model, not a curated record. Gene Ontology annotation, cellular component: chloroplast outer membrane. Gene Ontology annotation, molecular function: amino acid transmembrane transporter activity. Lineage: Eukaryota; Viridiplantae; Streptophyta; Magnoliopsida; Malvales; Malvaceae.